CUUUUAUCAGGUAGUUUUAUUCAAAAUAGUAAAUUAAAUUUAUAUCGCAGUGUUUUAAUAUGAAGACCCUUGGUAUAUUUGGGUUACUAAUUUGCUUAAGUCUAGGUGCCCACAUCAAAAUUAAUGAUAGCGAUGCGGCCAAAUACCGUUUACCCACCUCAAUACUUCCUAUAAGAUACACAAUAGACUUAGAAUUUCCAGGUUCCGCUUUCACCCAGAACGGCGACAGUUUUAAUGGCAAAGUUAGAAUCACGCUGAAAAUUGUUGAAGCUACAUAUGAUUUGAAACUUCACGCAUCCAAUAAGUAUAUUACCAUAAAAAACUUGAACAUUAAUGCAGUUGAAGUUGCCUAUACUCUGGACCCAGAUACUGAUAUAGUAAGUGUACCUAUAAGACGCUUGAAUUUGAAAAAAGAUGGUACAGAUUACAUUGAAAUUGAGUAUACUGGUAUCAUAAGUACUACUGACAACUAUGGCGUCUACAAAAGCACCUAUGGCAAAUUAAACAAAGACACAAGCUACAUAAUAGCAACUCAGUUUGAAGCCACCUAUGCCAGAAGAGCAUUCCCUUGCUUCGACGAACCGUCUUUCAAAGCCAUUUUUGAUGUAACGAUAUCCCAUCAGGCUGACUCAAACUUGGGUUUAGGAGUGCUGUUCAACACUACUCCCAAACCUGUUCAAAUGGUUCUUGAUAAUGAUAAAGGCGAACAUAAUAAUACGUUGGAAAGCAGAAGAGCAUCAACUACAACAAAAGUAACAUUCGAAUCAACUCCAAUAAUAUCUACUUACCUCAUAGCGUUCACCAUUUCUGAUUUCUCAUCUACAGCAGGUGCAAACCAAAAAGAUGUAAAUGUUGAACAUAAAGUCUGGUCUCGAGAUUAUCUGAAAUCCUCCAGAACCUAUGCAGCUGAAGUUGGGCCUAAACUUUUGAAUUCCUUGAACAAAUAUACUGGAAGGAACUAUGAAGACAUAAAAAAAAUUGACCAGGUUGCUUUGCCAGAUUUUGCGGCUGGUGCUAUGGAGAAUUGGGGUUUGAUCACUUACAGAGAAAGAUUGUUGCUUUGGGAUGAAGAAAAAUCGCCAGACAUCAAUAAGCAACCGAUAGCUACAGUUAUAGCCCACGAAUUAGCCCAUCAAUGGUUUGGUAAUUUGAUAACUUGCGAUUGGUGGAGUGAAACUUAUCUUAAUGAAGGAUUUGCUACGUUUUUCGAAUACUUUACCACUCAUGAUGUUGAAAAAGAUUGGAAACUUGAUGAACAGUUUGUGGUAAAAGUUCUACAGACGGUACUAGCAGAUGACUCACAAGGAAACUCUCAAGCUAUCAAAUCUGAGGUCUCAACACCACAACAAGUCGAUACCAAAUUUGGAUCGAUAUCUUAUUUAAAGGGUGGAAGUAUCCUAAAAAUGCUGGAACAAAUUAUGGGAGCUGAAAACUUCAAGGCAGGCGUCCAAGCAUAUGUAGCAUCAGACAGUUUACAGUACAAAACAAGCACCACCUCCAAAUUGUUGAAUGUUUUUCAAACCAAAGUACCAGCCACAGCUUUGCCAGAAGGUCAAACUUUAGAAUCAGUUAUGGCAAAUUGGAUGAACAAUCCUGGAUAUCCUCUUAUUAAUGUAAAAUUAAAUGGAAAAACUUUGACGGUAUCACAAGAAAGAUUUUUAAUUUCUGGAGAAGACAAGGCGUCAAAAUGGUGGGUUCCACUGACUAUGGUUGAAUCUGAAGGCAAAAACAACUUCAAAACAACCACAACACAAGCUUGGUUAAGUCCAACUGAUACAAAUUUAGAUAUUACCUUGGAGAACGAAAACAAUCAAUGGGUACUUUUGAAUACUUUUCAAACAGGAUUCUACAGAGUCAACUAUGAACCCGCUCUAUGGACUAGCUUGUCAAAAGCUCUUCAAAAAGAUGAUUUCAGUGGCAUCGUGAACACUAACAGAGCUCAAAUAAUUGACGAUGCUUUCAACAUUGCGAAAACUGGUAAAAUCACUUAUUCGCAAUUAUUCGAAGUUAUCAAAUUCCUUAAAAAAGACAAAUCCUACAUAUCAUGGUAUCCAGCUUUUACCGGUUUCCAAUAUAUAUUAUCCAGAGUGCCAAGUGAGUCGGAGCUAAAAGCCAAAAUGCAACAGCAUUUGUUGAGUUUAAUGUCUGAGUUUUACGACAGUGUUCCUAUUAGUCAAACGAAAACAGGACACGUAGAUCUUUUGUCCCAAUCAUUAGCUGGAUCGUGGGCAUGUUUGCUGGGACAAAAAACUUGUGUUAGUGAAGCACAGAAAUUGUUUGCUGGACUUUUCAAUAGUGAAAGUAAAAGUGUUGACAAAAAUAUCAAAAGCAUUGUAUAUUGCACCGGUCUACGAUAUGGUGAUGCAAGCCAUUUCGAGCAGCUAUGGAAUCUUUAUGGUGAAACUGCAGACAGCGACGAGCAGGUGCUUAUAUUGGCUUCUCUUGGAUGCUCAUCUAAUUCGGAAAAACUUACUCAACUUUUGACUGAAACUUUGAAGGACGACUCUAAAGUUAGAUCGCAGGAUGCUGCUACAGCAUUUUCUGCAGUAUACAGCAAAUCCGACGAAGGAGUUGAAGUGGCCCUUAAUUUUAUGAUUGCCAACUUUAAGCAAAUCCUAGUGAAAUACUCAGCCAUGAGCGCAAAAACUACCUUGAUCAAAGGAAUUGCAGGAAAACUGACUACCACAGCACAGUACGAUAAGCUCAAAUCCCUACUUAAUGAUAACACAGAAUUUGAAGGCGAUCUGAAAGACUUGAAAAAAGAAGCCCUAGAACUAGCUGAAGCUAAUUUAGAAUGGAUCAAAAUCCAUGGAAAUGAAUUGAACGAGUAUUUUGGUAUUGACCAAGAUGAUGAUAAUAAAACUAAUAGUGUUCCUACUAGCAGUCCACUAAACUCACUAGUCUUAGCCAUUAUUGUUAGUUUAGCUGUUGCAUUCUAGUCUGGUCUAAAUAAUAAAACAUUUUUAUUUUAUUAAUAUCCAACA
This is a messenger RNA of Ceutorhynchus assimilis (cabbage seed weevil), 2984 nucleotides long. The record is from the annotation of a GenBank genome assembly. Lineage: Eukaryota; Metazoa; Arthropoda; Insecta; Coleoptera; Curculionidae.